Molecule: messenger RNA, 429 nt
Organism: Paraphaeosphaeria sporulosa
Lineage: Eukaryota; Fungi; Ascomycota; Dothideomycetes; Pleosporales; Didymosphaeriaceae
Exons: 1
Coding region: 100-324 (74 amino acids)
Source: RefSeq, a predicted model, not a curated record
UUCAUUUCUGUAGAGCCGCAAAAAUCGAACAAGCAAAAGAGGACCCCGAGUAGGCGCGAUGGUAGCUGAACUCCAUAUCCCAAUGAGAGCCCUAUCUCCAUGGCCCAAUAUAUCUGGUGCAGGGACAAAGGCCAGGACUACCACUUACCCAUAGUCGUAUUUGAACAAAGGUCAGAGCAACGACCCACAAACCCGGGCAUACGAGUGCUAUGGCACAGGAGCAUUGUCGCCAGGACUUGCGUGCUGGACGACACAUCGUGCUAUAGUAAUCUUACGGGCGAACGAUACGGAAACAUGACAUGGAGCUCGGACUUGCCCAAGUGACAUUGAUGCCUCACUUCAUAUAGAACAACAGUUGCAGCCAUGACAAACUCUAUGCCCGGAAAUAUCAUAGCACAUGUCCAACGCGCACUAGCACCCAUCUGUACA